CCAGGAGCGAGGUGGUGGUUUCUAGUACUUCAGCUACUUUUUCGUAUUUGAGUAGACGAGUAGCGACUGCGACAAAGUACUUCCUUGGUAAGACACUGGUAAAACAAGUACUAGCUAAUAUCACUUCUCAUUCUUCAUCUUCCAAUUUCCUGUUCCUUCGCAUUGCUUUUCCGUGAUUGUGACUGACGACUGUUACUAGAUAUAUCUAUCAGAAUCACUAAUCUCUAUCAACUGACUGUUUCUAAAGCGAAAAAAUGGUGCGACGUUCCGGGAAAACGAGGUCUGGCCUUGAAGAGCGGCAAAAGGUGGAGAAGAACAAGAAAGGGCCGUCACCCGCAGCCGCCAAACGUGCAAGGAAAGAGAAAAAGAACGCCCCCUCAGUUUCAUUCGACCUCUCAACCCGAAAUUCAUACAUUACGGGAUUUAGGAAACGUACUUAAGAUUUUUAGUAGGAGUUCCAUGAAUAAUUUUUAUGUUGAAGACUCUCUUUAUUUGUAUCCUGUCUCUGCUUGGUACUUAGUGUUAGUCGAUGCACAUACUUGCUCCUGACAUUUGACCAAAUUUAAUCAUUCAGGCAAACAAGAGCGACAGAAGAAGGCACAAGAUGAGAUUGCCGAAAAGAAGAGGCAAGAUGCGAUCGAUUUCCGGAGAGAAAACCGUGAGCGCAUUGAGGAGCAGUACCGAGAUUUGAAGAAAUCCAUGCGGCGCGAUCUCGAAUCGCUCCUAGAGUCAAAGCGCGCAGCGAAGAGAAGAAAGAAAGACGAGGAGGCGAAUGGAGAAGAUGGUUCUGUUAGUCAGAAGAAGAAGGACGAGGAAGUCCGCUCUGAAUCCGACGCAUCGGACAGUGAAAGUGAUGACGCGAAUGACAUGAAAUCUAGCGAUGCUCAGACGACCGGAAGACACGCUUCUUCAUCAGCGCCGAGUGACAAGGUAAAAGUGGAUGUAUUUGCCGACGACAGCGACGACGAUAGCGAUGACCAGCUGUUUCCCAAUGCCACAGUAACAACCACAGUUGGCCUUCCCGAUGAGGUGUACGCAAAGACAAACGCACCAAAGAUCGGAACUUUUCAAACAGACGACGCCUCCGAUAAAGAGGAUUCCGAUGGGGAAUCAGAUAAAAAGCAGGAGAAAGAAGCUGCUUCUAGAGACGAUGAAGAUGACGACGAGAGUGAAGAUAAUGAAGAUGCUGCAAGUGGAAAAAAAUCAUCAUCUUCCUCAGGACCUCAUUCUGUAUCAAAAAGUAAGGGAAAGGGAAAAGGCGACGGCAAAAAAGGAAAAGGCGGGAAGAAAGGCAGUGGAAAAGGCAGUAAGGGAAAUUCUGGAAGCUUGGGUAAAGGAGGGAAAGGCGGCAAGGGUAAAGGAAAGGGAAAAAAGAGCUCAUCUUCAUCUUCUAGCAGUGGAGAUACUGCUACGACCUCUUCCACAACUUCAUCUUCUUCAACGAAGCCAUCCUCUAAUUCAAAUACAAAUUCUACACCAGCUCCUUCAUCAGCCAGCUCUAAGAGUCGGAAAGUGAAAAAGACUGGCAAAAAGCAAUCUGGAAAGGCGAAAAAGAAGGGAUCGAAAAACAAGAAGGCAGGGGCUGGAGAACGGAGGAAACGUUAGAUUCGGUGGGUCACGCUCACAUGCAUUUUUUUGAUCCUUUUAGAAUGAAUUUAAAUUUUACUCAUGAAAUAGAUAGCCAAUGCGCUGCUCAUUGUAAAGCUAUGAUUAUCUAAUCGUCCACGCGGUAACUACAC
Messenger RNA from Amoebophrya sp. A25, 1739 nucleotides. NCBI's taxonomy places the organism in Eukaryota, Dinophyceae, Syndiniales, Amoebophryaceae. The record is from the annotation of a GenBank genome assembly.